GGGCAGGUAUUUAUCCAGAAUGGUCGAGGGUCUCCUGCUUCAGCAGGGGGUUGGACUAGAAGGCCUCCAAGGUCCCUUCCAACUCUGUUAUUCUGUUAAACGUGUUCUUGCUUGGGAAUGGUUGUUAAGGCAGCUAAUAUCAAGAGACUUAGCUCGGGGGGAGGAUCGUACCAUCGAUGAUCAUGUCCCUCCCUGGAAAAUGAGAUGCCCAGAGGAAAAGCCCUCGGGUUCCCUGCUUCCCCAGGCCAGGUUGCUUAGCAUCACUUGGGUACCAGCAAGCGAGCGAAGACACAGCAGGAAGUUUCCUUUUGCCUGCCAAGGCACCUCUGUCACUCGUUCAAACCCUGCAGAAUCUCCCCGUAACUCAUAAAGAAGAAUUAUGAGUUCCGAGGCAGCCGAAUUGGAGCUGCAUUUGGUCCAAGAUGUCCAGCUGACCGAGGUGAUGAGGAUUCGAGUGACGACCCUCCGGCAGAAGAACGAGAAGGCUCAAGACGGCGAGAAGCUCCUUCAAGCCAACGAAUUCAUCUUCCGCCUGGAUUUCUCCCGUCAACACGGCCUCCGUUUCCUGAACUGGAAAGUCGUCCUGGACCAGCCGGGUAAGGCCACCAUUAUCGGGACCUCUCAACACUGGACGCCGGAUUUGACCAACCUCAUGAGAAGGCAGCUCUUGGAUCCGGUGGGCGUGUUUUGGAAGAAGCCGGACGCGCCCGACGUGGUACAUUGCAACGAAGCCGAUGCCCUGGAGUUUGGAGAAAGAUUGGCGGAGCUAGCCAAAAUCCGGAAAGUGAUGUAUUUCUUGGUGGCCUUCAGCGACGGUCUCGAGCCAGCUCACCUGAAAUGCUCCGUCAUAUUCAAAGUCUGAAUUCUGGUCCCACUACGUCUCCUCGAUGGCUUUUCCGCCCCCCUCAAAUAAUCUUCUUUUUGUUUUGGGCUCUGCAGCUCCAACCGUGACUUUAGUUUUGAAACCAGAUGCACUUUUGAAAUGCAGAAUUGACGUUGACCUUCCUCGACCUUCAGCCUGACCUUAGAUCCGGGUCUAAGGAGGACUUAAGAAAUACCACCUUCCCUUCGCUAGGCUGGGAAA
This is a messenger RNA of Ahaetulla prasina, 1084 nucleotides long. RefSeq names its product olfactory marker protein (gene OMP). The record is from RefSeq and is a predicted model, not a curated record. Gene Ontology annotation, biological process: sensory perception of smell; signal transduction. Gene Ontology annotation, cellular component: nucleus; axon; neuronal cell body. The transcript has a single exon. Bases 380 to 862 code for a protein of 160 amino acids. Lineage: Eukaryota; Metazoa; Chordata; Lepidosauria; Squamata; Colubridae.